AUGGUGUCUGUCAUCGCUCUCGCCGCGCUUGCUGUCUCUUCCGUUGCCGCUGGGUCCGUUGAUACCAGCCAGAACGCUCAAGUCUCCAUUGAUUCGCUUCCGGUUGGCGAGUUCUACCGUCCUUCGAGUGAUGAGGUCACUGGUUACGCCGACUCGACCUCACCCGUCCCGUUCCGCCGAUCUCCGUGUCCUGGUCUGAAUUCGCUCGCUAACCACGGUCACAUCCCGCGCAGUGGCAAGAAUAUCACCCACGAGAACCUGGGCGCGGCUCUCAUGUCCGUAUUCAACUUCGACAAGAAUUUGACGCAGAUUUUACUGAACCAGGUGCCUGCCACCUUCUCGCUUGACAUUAUUUCACGUCACAACGUGCUUGAGCACGAUGCGUCCCUUGUGCACAAUGACGAGUACUUUGGCGGUGACCCGAUCAACAUCAACGAGACGAUGGUGGAGGAUCUGCUGAACCGCUCGCUGGAUGGUAAAACCCUCGGCGUGACUGAAGUCGGAGAGACCCGUAGGGAUCGUCUGGCUGAAUGUCGUGCCAACAACCCGGAGUGCGUCUUCGGUUCCAACCAGACUACAUUCUCGUACCUCGAGGCUGCAGUGUUCAUCGUCGGCUGCGGUGGCAAUGUCAACGAGUCAGUCACAGUGGAAGCUGCGCAUUCGUUCGUCUGGGAUGAACGUAUUCCGGACAACUACGUGGCAUCGGCGGAGCCUGUUGCUUUCAGCUACAUGCAAUCCGUGAUGGCAAAGCUGCUGAAGUUUGCUUAA
This is a messenger RNA of Phytophthora nicotianae INRA-310, 768 nucleotides long. RefSeq lists its product as hypothetical. NCBI's taxonomy places the organism in Eukaryota, Oomycota, Peronosporomycetes, Peronosporales, Peronosporaceae. Gene Ontology annotation, molecular function: peroxidase activity. The coding region runs from base 1 to 768 and encodes 255 amino acids. The record is from RefSeq and is a predicted model, not a curated record. The transcript has a single exon.